GUUGCCUUGAGCAGUUCGCAAACUCUGCGUAAACAAACGACUCAACACAUUCGCUUGGCGGAUAUCAUUUGUGCGCAAAGUGUCUAAAGUGUUCCGGUAAGAGCAUUGAUGUGCGUGUAAUUUGGUGAUUUGUACGUCACGGGUGAACGUGACGAACUCCAGUUCAAGCGCACAGCACCAACAGGCUGUUGCACACCAAUCAAACAGUUACAGCGGAGUUACAGCGGAAGUUACAGCCCAUCUAGCUAGCUUGUCAUUGUCCACAGGACGUAGUACACACCGGUCGGUAUCGUGUACCGAAAAGAAGUUUGCAUUUGCAUCACCUGCGUGUUCACUACAGUACAUCAUCAUAAUGCCUGGACGUCCACUGUGGCAGGUUGCCGGUAAGCGCGAUCGUGAUCAGGAGCGUGAGGCGCAGCACUGGAUCGAAACCGUGAUCGGGGAAAAAUUUCCUGCCGGCCACGUCUACGAGGACUGCCUGCGCGACGGUAUCCUGCUCUGCCGGCUAAUGAACCGCCUGUCGCCGGGCAUUGUGCCGAAGAUCAACACGUCCGGCGGUGAUUACAAGAUGAUGGACAAUAUUAAUCAGUUCCAGAAGGCGUGCAUCAAGUACGGCGUUGCCGAUGUGGACCUCUUCCAGACGACCGAUCUGUGGGACCGCAAAAACGUAGCCCUCGUCACGACGACUAUCUUUGCGGUUGGCCGCGCGUGCUACAAACAUCCGGAAUUCCGUGGACCAUAUCUUGGUCCCCGGCCGGCAGAGGAGAACCGGCGCGAAUUCACCGAGGAGCAGCUGCGUGCCGGCGAGGGGCUGAUCGGGUUGCAGGCCGGCUCCAACAAGGGUGCUACCCAGGCCGGUCUCAACUUUGGCGCCACCAGGAAGAUUCUGCUCGGCAAGUAGUUACGGGUCGGGCCCGGUGGAGCAGAAAAGAAAGGAAGAAAAAGGAACAGAAAGCUAAACAAAAAACAAACAAACACCAGAAUGAAAGAAAAACUAACUUUCCAACAGCUUCUCGACGGUCCCUUUUGGAAGCGUGGACUUUAAUAUGACGAGCACUAAUCAUCGUUUAUCUCUGUUCUGCAUUACAAAACGCCAAACGCUUUCUGCCCUCACCAUGGUAGUUAAUUUAAAGAGUUACCAAUGCGGACACAGCAACCAAAUCCAACAAUACGCGGUUGCGUAGUACUUAAAUUAUUCCCUUAUUUAUUACCACUGAUGUCUACAAAAUGACUGGUGUAUUGCUGGAAAACUAAGUGCAUUGGUACUUCGGGAUAUCCUGGAAUAUCCUUAAUCUCAACAAACAACUCCAACGAAGGAAGAUGGCGAAUGGGCGUUAGACUUCUAAACUCUCUCUAUGUAUAUGUCUUUAAAACAUUAAACUGAACUGCACAACAUAUUUUACACACCAGCCGCAGAACUAAUCACGGACUAAGUAAUAUGUUUUAACAACUUGUUUAUAUUUAUUUAACGAUAAAGUAUUAUACGGGGUAAGCGUUGCUUAAUUCCAGCUUCAUAUCCUCGGUCAUUCUACGCAAAUCCCCUUAUUUAACUUAUCUUCCUUAAACACUUCCCAAUUGCUUAAACGUUUUUCGCGCGCGCUAUCCUCGCAAACUAAUCGGUAUUCAACAAGGUCGGUUUAUAAUUUUGUUUUUCUGACAAAAAUAAAGUACAAUAUU
This is a messenger RNA of Anopheles moucheti, 1677 nucleotides long. Its product is annotated as muscle-specific protein 20-like. The record is from RefSeq and is a predicted model, not a curated record. The coding region runs from base 353 to 901 and encodes 182 amino acids. The transcript has 5 exons. Gene Ontology annotation, molecular function: protein binding. Lineage: Eukaryota; Metazoa; Arthropoda; Insecta; Diptera; Culicidae.